Paraglomus brasilianum is the source of this 558-nucleotide messenger RNA. NCBI's taxonomy places the organism in Eukaryota, Fungi, Glomeromycota, Glomeromycetes, Paraglomerales, Paraglomeraceae. The record is from the annotation of a GenBank genome assembly.
AUGAAUCUCCAAACUUCUAACCUAUUCCUCUUAAUUGUUCUUUCGUGUUUGCUGACAUUUACUAUUAUUGUUGAUGGUUCUAAAGAUAAGCAUACUACUACGAUUACUGAAACAGGAUCUUCUACAGCAACUGUCACAAUAACCUGCUCUUCUGGAUCCGCACCCACUGGAAUUAGUUGCAAUGUUCAAAAUAAUCUGCGCCGCAAACAACCUAAAUUCACAGAAACUGUCACUUGUACACCUACAACUACUAUAUGUGCUGUACAAACUCCGCCAUGCUGUCAAGGACCUGGUACUGCAGGGUGGCAAGGCAAAUUUCAUUUAAUAGUAGGCAAGGAAGAAGACAUAUUUGAAAUUAAUGGUAUUACUAGUCCCCAAGCAUGUUGUGAAAGCUGUCUUGCUGACCCGGAUUGCCUUCAGUGGCUUUUUACAGACUCAUGUAUAAAUUAUAAAAACAUCGCUAGUGGAGACCUUUGUUUGAGUUCUUUGGUGGAUACAUUUAGUAAUACUGGAACUAUUCGUUGUAGUGGCGAUAGUUUAAAUUGUCUUCCACAAUAA